Dermatophagoides farinae (American house dust mite) is the source of this 573-nucleotide messenger RNA. RefSeq lists its product as uncharacterized. Lineage: Eukaryota; Metazoa; Arthropoda; Arachnida; Sarcoptiformes; Pyroglyphidae. The record is from RefSeq and is a predicted model, not a curated record.
UCAACAAUGUACAAUCGAUUUGGUUAAAUGAAUUCGAUCGAUUAAUCGAUUGUCAAAAAAAAUUUUUUUUGAGAAAAGAGAAUCGAUAUAAUAAUUUGUAAUAGAUUUAAAUAAUCAGAUUAUAAAUGCAGUCUCCAUCAUUAGCAUCAUCAUAUGAUCCAUUAUAUCCUUUACGUACACGUUGGUGGAUUUGUAAAUCGAUUUAUGAUUUAUUCGAUAUUCAAAUUCAUCAAUUUAUGUUACAAGUUUUUGGUCCAUUAGAAACGUUUCAUAUAUUACAGAAUCGUUUGGAAAAGCUCAAUAUAUUGGAUCAAUUAUUCGUACCAUUGGGCGUAUAUGCUGUGUUUGUAUUGAUCGAUGGCCUUGAUCAUCUUAUAGAAUUUGUACGACAUGAAUUGAUCACUGCUUCGAUAUUGGAAGGAAUCAAUUUUAGUGAUGGUGAUAAUCCAACUAAUGAUUUAUUGGAUGUUGAUUGAUUAAAAUAAAAAAAUUCCUAACUGUUGCCGUACAUAACAACUGCUGCUGCCAUCUAGUGAUCAAUAAAUUUAAAUUUUUCAAGUUAAAAAAAAAAAA